Lathyrus sativus (Indian pea) is the source of this 3267-nucleotide messenger RNA. NCBI's taxonomy places the organism in Eukaryota, Viridiplantae, Streptophyta, Magnoliopsida, Fabales, Fabaceae. The record is from the annotation of a GenBank genome assembly.
AUGGCUCGAGAUUCCGACCGGAUGGAUUUACAUGUUGAUGAUGUUUUAUUUGGUCAAGAGAAUGAUGUUUUUGGCUUUGAAUCUUCGACAUGGUCUAAUGUUAAUGUUGGUGUUUCUUUCUCUGAGACUGAGACUCUAAUUGGUGAUGUUGGAGGAGUCAAUGGUUCAAUGGGGCUGUUUUCUGGGACUGAUGAGGUUGGGUUUCACAUGGGCUCAGAGUGUAAUGUUUCGGUUAAUCGCUGUGAAAAAGAGGGUUUUUAUCGAGGAAAAAAUAAUAAUUUGGCGGAUGGUGGAAUGUUGGGUGUUGUUAAUGGAGAGUGUGAUGGGAAAGUAGGAAAAUUUUCAAGUUGGUUGGUGCAAAAUGAAGUUGAGAGAACUGUGACUCAAAGUACUGGUGGAGGUUGUGCAGAGUCAGGUAAAGAUUUGGUUUUUGGAUUGAACAAUGGUGUUCAGAUCGAACGAGAGUGCGAGGAUGUGUCGAAGGUUGCAGAAGUGUCUUUGGAUAUGGAACAUUUGUUUUCAAAAAAGUCCUUUCUGUCGGAUGAACAAGUAAAUGAGAUUCAGAAUUGUAUUCAAUACAACUAUUGUGGUUUAGAUCUUGUUGUGGAUCUUAAUUCUUACAAAAACACUCAGGAGGAUAAUGUGCGGAGGGAUUCGGUGUUUUCCGAUGUUAACUACCGUAUAUCUGAUUUAGUAUGGGGAAAGGUUAGGGGUCAUCCUUGGUGGCCUGGUCAGAUCUAUGAUCCCUCAAUUGCAUCAGAGGUGGCAAAGAGUUACUGGGAAGAGGAUUGUUACCUGAUAGCAUAUUUUGGGGGUCAGAAAUUUGCUUGGAAUGAAGUGUCAAUGAUAAAGCCAUUUCAUAAACAUUUCUCCGAAAUGGCGAAACAGACUGAUUGUGAAAGUUUCCGCUUUGCUGUUGAUUGUGCUCUAGAGGAAGCCUCAAGACGGGUUGCGUUUAGCCUGUCUUGUCCUUGUUUGCCCGAGGAAGUGUCUUCUAACCUCAAGUCGCAAGUAGUUGCUAAUGGUGAAAUCUGUAAUCAAUCUUUUGAACCUGCAGAGCUUGUAAGUUUUGUUCAAUCAUUAGCUCAGUCACCACUUACUGAGUUUGAUAGACUGGAUUUGGUAAGGGCUCGUGGCCAAGUGUCAGCUUUCUAUCGCUUGAAAGGCUAUUCGCAGCUGCCUGAGUUUAUGGUGCAUGAUCGGUUGUUCGUACCUGAUAUGGAAAUUCUACCUGUAAGAGAAGAGCAGUGCAAUGAUCAAGUUUUGAAAACAGGUCAAUGCUUUUUACCAGCUUUGAUCUCUGAGAAGAACUCAUGGACUCCAAAUGGUAAAUGUACUCUAGAAAAGAAAGCUGGGGAUAAUCUCAGUUCGCGACGCGGCAGGAAACGGAAGGUAUCUCACGAUCCUUCUUAUGAUUAUGACUGUUUCCAGAAUUUCCAAAUUGAAGAUGAUAAAUCUACUUCCCGGCGUGGAAGGAAACCGGAGGCAGCUUACAAUACUUCUGAUGAUUGUUUCCAGAAUUUCCAAAUUGCUGUUAAAAAUUCAAUUCCACGCAAGCGUGGCAGAAAACCGAAGGCAGCUUACAAUACUCCUGAUGAUUGUUUCCAGAAUUCCCAAAUUGCCGUUAACAAUUCAAUUCCACGCAAGCGUGGCAGAAAACCGAAGGCAGCUUACAAUACUUAUGAUUGUAUCCAGAAUUUCCAAAUUGCUGUUAAUGAUUCAAUUCCACGCAAGCGUGGCAGAAAACCGAAGGCAGCUUACAAUACUUAUGAUGAUUGUUUCCAUAAUUCUCAAACCGGAAACAGCACCGAAUUCCAGAAUGUAUCAGUACAUGAUAUGUGGUCUCAACUAUGCUUGGCUGCCAAUGAUCCUGCAGGGCAAAGUUGCAACACUGAUUUGAUACAUUACUUUGCUGAUUUUAGAAAAGUCACUGGCCGUAACAAUUCUGCUUUCCUCGAGCAGGGAUUUUCUUUAGAAACUGGAGUAUUAGCCGCCUCUACAGAAGCUGCUGCUGCUGUAGCUUUUGUGUCGAAAGAACUUGGAGUAAUAGAAGCAGAUGCAGUAGCUUCUGUGUCAAAAGAACUUGAAGUAAUAGAAGCAGCUGCAGUAGCUUCUGUGUCGACACCAAUGAAAGGUGGAGUAAUAAACUCUAUGGAAGCUGCUGCUACAGCUUCUGUGUCCACACCUAAAGAACUUGGAGUGAUAGAAGCAGCUGCAGUACCUUCUGUGUCGACGCCGAUGGAAGGUGGAGAAGGUGGAGUAAUAAAUUCUAUUGAAGCUGCUGCAGCAGCGUAUGUGGCGACACCACCCAUGAAACUUGGAGUAAUAGAAGCUGCUGCAGAAGCUUUUCUUUCCACUCCUGCUGCUGCAGAAGCUUCGGUUUCAACUCCGAUGGAACUUGGAGUAAUACAGGCUGCUGUGGAAGCUUAUUUGUCGACUCCAAUGGAACUUGGAGUAAUAGAUGCUGCUGCAGAAGCUUCCGCUUGGACUGCGAUGGAACUUGCAGUACUAGAAGCUGCGGCAGAAACUUCUGCUACAGCUUCUAUACAGACGACACCAAUGGAGUUUUGCAAUGAUGGUUAUUUCGAUCCUACUACCGGUUUAUUGCAGGAUGGAAAUCUCAUAUCAGAACCUUUAAAUCAUGUGGAACAACCUCUCAUAUCAGAACCUUUCAAUCAUGUGGAACAACAUCUCAUAUCAGAACCUUUCAAUCAUGUGGAACAAAAUCUCAAAGCAGAACCUAUCGUGGAACAUACAAGUACUUCAGAAGAAGCAGCUGAAAUUAGUUUUAAUACGAGUUUAAUCCAUCAAAAUACAGAUGAAAAUCUUGCAUCAGAACCUCUCAAUCAGGUGGAACAUGCAGAACAUGCGAGCGAAAAUUCUCCGACAGCUUUUACUUUGAAAUUCACAAACUUCGAUUCGGUUCCUUCCAUAACAGAUCUGAACCAAAUCUUUGGCCGCUUUGGGCCGCUAAUUGAAUCGAAGACUGAACUAUUAGAGAGAACUAAAUGCGUCAAAGUUGUUUUCAAAAGACGCGUUGAUGCAGAAACUGCUUUUUGCAGUGCCGGACAGUAUAACAUAUUUGGACCUUCAUUAAAGAGUUAUAAACUCAAGAUUUUGCCUCCUAUACCAGAGAAAGCCCCGGGGAAGAAGCGACACAGAAGAACCAAAAAGGAAAUAGCUUCUUCCAUGAAAGCCGCCCCGGGGAAGAAACGACACAGAAGAACCAAAAAGGAAAUAGCUUCCAUGAAAGCCGCUGCAGUUUGA